AUGGCUGACUACCGCUCGAACACAGAACCGGCGCACGACUCCGCAUUCAUUCACCUUCCCUUCUUCGAGAAACUUCGCGUGCGUCUGGAUUUCCUGAUUACAACACCUGGGACUGGUUUACAGGAGAUUGGGCACUGGAAAUGCUGCAAAAUGCAAUUAAUUUUUGAUACUGAAACUGAAGCGUGCAUAGUCAAAAAAAUGGCAUUUAUUGAUAAAGAAUCCAUCAAUGAAAAAUUUGCCGCCGAUAACAUUGUUGAAAAAUUGAGCAAUAGUAUAUCUAACGGUAGCGGCAAUAAAGAAAACAUUGGGAAAGUAGAUAAUAUUGUAGUCGAUAAUUACACUGAAAAUAAUGGUAUUGAUAGUCCCAAGAAAUCGGAAGUCAAUGGCCAAAACGAAUUAAGUGUAAGUGAAGAAAUUAGUACACCAGUUGUUGAUACAGCUUCUAGUCAAACUGCUGAAAGUGAGAGCAUAGAAAAUAUAACUGAUAAAAGAAAAGACGAAGAAUGUAUAGAAAAUGCAUCAGAUAUAGAUAAUACUAUAGAACAAUCUAAUAAUAUCGAUGAUGUAAAUAUCCACACUGAUAAUGAUCUCAAAAAUAAUUUAGAACACGAAGACCUAUCAAACGGUAACGUUUUAGAAAUUCAAGCUGGUGAAAAUAUAUGCUCAGAGGAGAAACAUGAGAAAAACACAAUAAUUGGAGAAAAUGACACUUUAAAUCCUGCUGAUUGUUCUCAAAUGGAUUCCGAUGAUCAUAAGACUGAAAUUAAUCCAGAGUCAGAUGUAAAUACCGUAGAAAACCAAGAUGAAAUACUCGAAAGCUCUUCUAAGAAAAAUGAGGAAAUAAAUGUAGAAGAUACCUUAAAGUCUGAUCAGGGCGAUGGAAAUAUUAUUUCUUUCUUAUUCUAUAAAACGAAGACAGAUACGAUAGCAACAGAAAAUGGGCUAAACACAUCAAAUUCAAACAAGGAAGUUAUGAUAUCAAAUGACGAAAAAACAUUUAGUGAAAAAGAGCAUGCUGAGACAGAAUCACAAGUUACUUCAUCGAAAGAUACUGAAGCAAACAGCGAAAAAAUGGAUAUAGAUCUAAUUAAAGAGGGGGAUAGUGAAAUGUCUAACGAGUUAAAAGAUGAUCAUGAAGAUAUGAAAGAAUGUGAAAAUCCUGUUGAAAUUGAAAAUCCGAAUGAUGCAGAAUCUAAUAGGAGCUCAAAUAUACCAACUUUACAGGAAGAGAAGACUGAAAAAGAAAAGCCAUGUAAUCGAGUUGAAACUGAAUCAAAACCGGAAAGUCAUCUUGAAAAACAAAAUGAACCGAAAAAAAUCUAUACAAAGAGCAAAUUAUCGCUGGAUAUUUUAUCCGAUGAUGAAGAUACAGUAUCAUCUAGCGAUAUUAAACUUGAAAAAACCAUUGAACCUAAUAAACAAUGUAUUAAUAUAGAGGACGAUGAUGAUGACAUAAUGUUGAUAGAUGAUGAGAACAGUACAAAACCCGAAAAUGAAAUGGGUGUAACAAAAAUAGUUAACGAACAUAAUGAAGCAAUAAUAGAAAGCAAAGAUGGUAAUAUUUUGGAAGAUAAAAAAGAAGAAUCCUCUAAUAAUACACCAACAAAUGAUCAAGAUAUCCCUUUAAAUGAAAGCAAAAUAGAUGUUAAAAAACUUGACUCUGAUAUAAUCGAUAAAGAAGAAAACAAAGAGAAAAUUUCGUCUCCAAAGCCGCUGCUGUCAACUAACUUUGUCUCUACUUGCAAGAAAAACCUCGCUGAAAUGACUCGAAGCGAUUUAGAAGAAUUUUGUGUUAAUGUCAGAGAAAAACAAAAAGAAAACCAACAACUCUACUGUGACCACGUUAAAUAA
This is a messenger RNA of Zerene cesonia (dogface butterfly), 1851 nucleotides long. Its product is annotated as protein PFC0760c-like. Lineage: Eukaryota; Metazoa; Arthropoda; Insecta; Lepidoptera; Pieridae. The transcript is spliced from 4 exons. The coding region runs from base 1 to 1851 and encodes 616 amino acids. The record is from RefSeq and is a predicted model, not a curated record.